AUGGCGAGACCUAAUCAGGAAGCAAUUAACACCUACAUGAAUAUAACUGGCGUAUCAGAACCAGAUGCUAUACGAAAACUUGAGGAGCAUGGUGGCAAUCUCAAUGAAGCCGUCAAUGCGCAUUUCAGUGAAGGGGAUCGAAACAUCACACACGAAACAUCUGUUCCUGCUCCUCAGGAUGAUGUCAUGGACAUUGAUGAUCCAAUUCCAAUUGCAUCCCGUAGACCUCCUUUCUCACUUAUAUCUUCUGCGGGAAAUGUGGAUCCUUUUUCUCUCGUUGAUCCCCUUGUCCGUAGAAGUAUAUUUGAUAGUGGAACUGAUUUUCCAAGCAGUGCACGUGCCCCUUUUGUGUCACAUCCAAGAGAAGUGAGGGAGAUCCCUAUUGAGGUCAAGGAUGGGAAUGGGCAAUCCGGUCAUUCUGGUCUUGCUCCUCCCAUUGAUGAUGUCACUGAAACUGCAGUUUCCCAUGGCCCAGGAACCCAUGGGACUGUAAUAACUGAUGAUAAAGAUGACAAAGAUAUUCCAACUGCAUGUUCUGCAGAGCCAACUAGUUCUCAUGACACGCAUCCUAGACCAAGUUCCCCUGGAAUUGCUGAUUUACCUGACUAUGGAAAUGAUAUAGAAGAAGAAAUGAUUCGAGCUGCAAUUGAGGCUUCCAAACGGGAUACUGAGAUAGUUUAUCCAGAUCAACAAUUUGGUGUUCAAUAUGUAUGUCAAGACCCAAGUGGUCCCAUGCUUCAGCAAAGGCAAUCUCACCUAGAGGAUGCUGAACUUGCUCAUGCAGUUUCGUUAUCAUUGGAGACAGCGGAGCAAGAGAAAGCAUUGCGCGAACUGGGGGGGACAGAAGCAUCAGAUAUGGAAACUUAUAAGUCAGACAACAUGGAAGAGCUAGGGCAAUUAGCAUCACCUAAUGGAAGGCCACCUAAGUUGGAGAUGGGAAGCUCAUCUGUCCAGGAUGAAGCUGAAGAUGUCGAAGAACAGCCACUUGUUAGGAACAGGAGUAGGCAAAUGUCUUCGGUUUCUAUCGACACUGCCAAAGAAAUUGAAGAAAUAGAGGUUAGCCCUCCUUCACGUCCUCAACAAGGUGUUAUUGUCAGUAAUCCACAGCAUAAUGAAAGCCACUUACAAUCGGAUGAGUGGGGAGGCAUAUCUUCUGAGGAACAUGAUGAAGCUGUCAUGCUUGAGGCUGCACUCUUUGGCGGAAUCCCUGAAGGGAGUGGAUAUCCUCUUCCCUAUGCACCGCAUCAGGUCAUGCAGAAUGGCUUCGAUAGAACUGUGGGUCCUAAUUCUUGGUGGACACCGCGUCCUCCAUCACCUUCUCUUGCUGCCCAGCGCUUGAUACGGGAACAACAGGAUGAUGAAUAUCUUGCUUCACUGCAAGCUGAUAGGGAAAAAGAAUUGAAGGCCAGGGAGGAAGCCGAAGCUCGUCGUUUAGACGAACAAGCAGCUAGAGAAGCUGCUCUUCAAGAAGACAUGAGAAAGGAGGAUGAAUCACGUAUAAGAUUGGAGGAGGAACAG
Ilex paraguariensis (yerba mate) is the source of this 1518-nucleotide messenger RNA. The record is from the annotation of a GenBank genome assembly. Lineage: Eukaryota; Viridiplantae; Streptophyta; Magnoliopsida; Aquifoliales; Aquifoliaceae.